AUGAAAACAAGAAAAGACUUAUUUAAACCAGCCUGUUAUACAUAUGCAGACAAUGCCAGUGCAAAGAUAGAAAUGGAUACAUAUUGCAAUAUUAUUAACAGCAAAGAGAUGAAAAAAGACUUGUGGAAAAAUAAUAUGCAGAUAGCCCAAAAUUCAGAUUUUAAUUGUUUUUCUGCAAAUAAUAUUUUUUCUGCUUCUGCAAAUACAGAAGGAAUUAAAAAAGCACCAUCAUUUCCAUAUAUUUCAGAGACCUCUAGUAUGGAAGUAACAUCUAAAAAGGACUUAAUGGUUUUGAGGCCUGUGACUGAAAUCCCCAUUCAGUUUAGAAAUAUUUUCAAAGAGUUCCCUUAUUUUAAUUAUAUUCAGUCCAAGGCUUUGGAUGAUCUCCUUUACACAGACAGAAAUUUUGUAAUCUGUGCACCAACUGGUUCUGGAAAAACUGUAAUGUUUGAGCUUGCAAUUACCAGAUUAUUAAUCAAGGUGCCAGUACCUUGGUUAAAUGUUAAAAUUGUAUAUAUGGCUCCAAUAAAAGCUCUAUGCAGUCAGCGUUUUGAUGAUUGGAAAGAAAAAUUUGGACCCAUUGGACUCAUCUGUAAGGAACUAACAGGAGAUACAGCAAUGGAUGACUUAUUUGAAAUACAGCAUGCUCACAUUAUUUUGACUACACCAGAAAAGUGGGAUAGCAUGACUAGAAAGUGGAGAGAUAACUCUUUAGUUCAGCUAGUGAGGCUUAUUCUCAUUGAUGAGGUACAUGUUGUAAAAGAUGAGAGCCGAGGUGCUACUCUUGAAGUUGUGGUCAGCCGGAUGAAAACUGUUCAGUCUUCUUUCUCACAAAGUUCUGACAAUCCUAAUUCAGUAUUACUCAUGAGAUUUGUGGCAGUUUCUGCAACGAUUCCAAAUGCAGAAGAUAUUGCAGAAUGGCUUUCAGAUGGCAAGAGGCCUGCUGUAUGCCUGAAAAUAGAUGAAAGACAUCGUCCAGUGAAGCUUCACAAAGUUGUGCUUGGAUUUCCCUGCAGUAGCAAUCAAACUGAAUUCAAAUUUGACUUAACACUUAACUAUAAAGUGUCUAGUGUUAUACAAACAUAUUCUGAACAAAAGCCAACACUUGUGUUCUGUGCCACAAGGAAAGGAGUGCAGCAGGCUGCUUCUGUACUAGCAAAAGAUGCUAAAUUUAUUAUGACUAUAGGACAGAAACAAAGAUUACAAAGAUCUGCAAAUUUAAUAAAAGAAGCCAAGCUUAGGGAUCUCUUAAUUUGCGGAGUGGCUUAUCAUCAUGCUGGAGUAGAAGUGUCUGAUAGAAAAAUAAUUGAAGCAGCUUUUAAUAUGGGAGACAUACCUGUUCUUUUCACUACUAGUACACUUGCCAUGGGAGUAAAUUUACCAGCACAUCUGGUAGUUAUAAAAUCAACAAUGCAUUAUGCUGGAGGAAUGUUUCAGGAGUACAGUGAAACUGAUAUUUUGCAAAUGAUUGGAAGAGCAGGAAGACCUCAAUUUGAUACAACAGCAACAGCAGUUAUUAUGACAAGGCUAAGUACAAGAGACAAGUAUGUUCAAAUGUUAAAUGGUGCAGAUACAAUAGAAAGCAGUUUGCACAAACAUCUAAUUGAGCACCUAAAUGCUGAAAUAGUGCUUCACACCAUCACUGAUGUGAACAUAGCUUUAGAAUGGAUGAGAUCGACUUUCCUCUAUAUCAGAGCUUUGAAGAAUCCAGCUUACUAUGGGUUUUCAACUGGACUGGACAGAAAUGGAAUUGAAGCAAAAUUACAAGAACUGUGUUUGAAGAAUCUGAAUAAUUUGUCAUCACUUGAUUUGAUCAAGAUGGAUGAUAAUCUCCAUUUCAAGCCCACAGAAACUGGACGACAGAUGGCUUGGUAUUAUAUUGCAUUUGACACCAUAAAAAAAUGUUUUGUGAUUAAUGGAACAGCUACUUUAUCUGAACUGGUCAUAUUGAUAUCUGGUUGCAGUGAAUUUUCAGACAUCAAGUUAAGAACAAAUGAGAAAAAAAUACUGAAUUCCUUGAACAAAGACAAGAAGAGGAUGAACAUAAGAUAUCCAAUGGAAGGAAAAAUAAAAACAAGAGAAAUGAAAGUAAACUG
Python bivittatus (Burmese python) is the source of this 2096-nucleotide messenger RNA. The record is from RefSeq and is a predicted model, not a curated record. Lineage: Eukaryota; Metazoa; Chordata; Lepidosauria; Squamata; Pythonidae.